Messenger RNA from Megalobrama amblycephala (Wuchang bream), 1325 nucleotides. RefSeq names its product protein ALP1-like. The coding region runs from base 312 to 773 and encodes 153 amino acids. The transcript has a single exon. The record is from RefSeq and is a predicted model, not a curated record. Lineage: Eukaryota; Metazoa; Chordata; Actinopteri; Cypriniformes; Xenocyprididae.
AUAAAAAAAAAUUAACUAAUGACCCUUUGCAACUUUUUUUUGUAUUUAUUUCAGGUAUCUGUCAACAGGAGACUCAUUCAGAUCAAUAGCUUUUAGCUAUAGAGUGGGUUACUGCACAGUGGCAAGGGUGGUGAGAGAAGUUUGUGAGGCAAUAUGGUCUGUCAUGGUCCAGGAUUAUAUGCCCUACCCUGAACAACACCACUGGAAGAGGAUUGCUGAAGACUUUCAUAGGCUUUGGAACUUCCCCAACUGUCUUGGAGCAAUCGAUGGGAAGCAUGUAAGCAAUACAGGCCCCAUCAUCAACAGGGUCCAUGUAUUUCAACUACAAAGGGAGCUUCUCAAUCGUCCUCCUAGCUGUAGUUGAUGCCCGGUACCUGUUCCAGAUGGUGGAUGUGGGGGCAUAUGGAAAAAGCAGCGAUGGUGGGACCCUCUGUGCCUCAAACUUCGGCAAGGCCCUCCACCAGGGGACCCUUGACCUGCCAAAUGAUGCCGCUUUACCAGGAGCAGAAGACCUUCAGCCUGUGCCACAUGUGUUUGUGGGUGAUGAGGCUUUUCCUCUGAAGAGGCACCUUCUCCGACCCUACCCUGGAAAACACCUUGACAGAGAGAAGCGUAUAUUCAAUUACCGUCUUUCCCGUGCCAGGAGGAUGGUGCACAUUCGGGAUCCUUGCUGCCCAAUGGAGACUCUACCACAGAGUGGUGGGUGUCUCACCAAAAGUGCCAGAUGCAGUGGUGAAGCCCACUUGCAUCCUUCACAAUUUCCUACGGUAUGAGGAUGCUGAUGUAGAGGAAGGAUAUUGUGCCCCCCUGCCAUCCGAGCCACAGUUUGCCAUGCAGCCCAUCCAGCGAGUAGGCAGCAACAAUGCCUCUAGGGAAGCACUAGAAGUUAGGCAAAAGUACACCACCUACUUCUCCUCUCCAGCAGGUGGAGUUGCAUGGCAGCAUUCUGUCAUCUAAUGCCUCACAAUAACUCCCACCACCAUCAGGACCACUGCCAUCAGUAACAUCCAUUUCAUUUCAGUAACUUCCAUUUAAUUUAACAUGUCAAUCCUACAAUUCUUUAAAAAGAUAUAACGUUAAUAGCACUUAUUACACAAAACAGAUAACAUUGAGGUUAACGUAGUAUGCUAUACUACCUCUGGUGUUACCAUAGACUCAAGGAGAGCCACUACACUGACAUCCUCAUCACUAUUCUGCCUGAAAUUGCUAGAGGUGUCCCUGUCCGUGAUGUAUGGCUCCAGGAAGCUGAGGACGGACAUAUACUUCCACCUCCAACUGCCUCCUGCUGCCCCUGAACCUGACUUCUUUCUCUCUUUCUCUUCAUU